AUGUCGCGCGCUAUUCAACGUCUUAUGAAAGAUUAUCGUAAGGCGGAAAAGUUGGUAGGACGUUCAUCAAAUGAACCAUUUGCUGAUUUUGCUAAUGCAGCUUCAUUUACAACACAAACAUACGCACAAACAAUGGCACAAAUAAGACGUGAUCCAGAAUUAACUCAAGAUGAAAAAAAAUAUCUUGUGGCAGUUGAACGUGGUGAUAUGGCGACAACUCGUCGCUAUCUUGAUAUCGCCUCUCGACAAUCAACAGUUUUACUUGAUGAUGACAUAUCAUAUACACCAAUCAAUAUUAAUUGUCUUGAUCCAUUAGGACGAAGUGCACUUUCAAUAGCAAUUGAAUAUGAAAAUAUUGAAAUGAUUGAAUUAUUACUUAGUUAUGAUGUUGAUACGGGUGAAGCAUUACUAUUUGCAAUUGAUGAACAAUUCGUUGAGGCUGUGGAAUUACUUCUUCAACAUGACGACCUAAAACAACAACAACAACAACAACAAACGCAACCGAGGAACACUAUCAGCGAAGAUAAUACUAGAUAUUCAAAUAAUACGGGUAUAAGUGAUAAAUCGAAUCCAUUAUUCACUUUGGCUCAAGAUGAAUUAGAAAAAGAGAAAAAAGAACAACCACCAACACAUGAUGUUUCUCAGAAGAAUCCGAAAUCUAAAUGGGCAUUUCUACUACAGGCAGUACGAAAAAAAGAGCAGCAGCAAUCGGUAUCUGAACAACUUAAUUUGAGUACAUCUCGUUCCUAUACGCCUGAUAUUACACCUGUUAUAUUGGCUGCACAUCGAGACAAUUAUGAAAUACUUAAAAUUCUACUUGAACGAGGAGAAAAAGUAACUGAACCUCAUGAUGUUCGUUGUGAUUGUGAAAAAUGUCUUGUGUAUAAUAAAGAAGAUAGUUUAAGACAUUCACGAUCACGUAUAAAUGCAUAUAAAGCAUUAUCAUCACCAUGUUAUAUAUCAUUAUCAAGUCGUGAUCCAAUAAUGACCGCAUUUGAUUUAAAUCGUGAAUUAAAACGUUUAUCACGUAUUGAAAAUGAAUUUAAACAAGAAUAUGAACAAUUAGCACAACAAUGUCAAGAAUAUAGUGCAGCUUUAUUAGCUGAAACACGCUCAUCAAAAGAAUUAGAAAUUAUUUUAAAUUAUGAUGCAGAUAAUCCACCGGUGGUAUCAGAAACAACUGAAAAAAUGCAUCUAUCAAGAUUAAAAUUAGCUAUACGUUAUAAACAAAAAAAAUUUGUUUCACAUUCACAUUGCCAACAAUUACUUGCAUCUCUAUGGUAUGAAGGUUUACCGGGUUUUCGACGUCGUCAUUCAGCAAUUAAAAUAUUAAUUACAUCCCUUGUUGGUUUACUUUUUCCAGUAUUAUCAAUUGCUUAUCUAUUAUCGCCACGUAGUAGUAUCGGUCGUAUUAUGCGGCAACCAUUCAUUAAAUUUAUUUGUCAUUCAAUUUCAUAUAUUUUCUUUCUAAUUUUAUUAUUUGUUGUUUCAUUACGUAUUGAUUUUGGUAAAGUAUUAUCUGGUAUUGAAGAUGAAAUCAAUGAAAGACGCGGUCCACCACCUAAUCCAGUUGAAAUAGCUAUUAUGUUUUAUGUUGCUGGAUUUAUUUGGGCAGAAAUCAAACAACUUUAUCAAGAAGGAUUGCAUCAAUAUAUGGCGGAUACAUGGAAUUUGUUAGAUUGGAUUACUAAUUGUCUUUAUUUAGCUACGAUAGUUCUUCGAGUAAUGGCGUUUAUCAAAGUAAAUCGAGAAGAACGUGAUCUUCAAGGUAGAUUAAAUAGUAAUAAUGGUUCAUCAAAUGUACAUGAUAUACGUCCUUCUAAUAAUUUAUCAUCGGAAGCACUUAGUUAUUCAACUGGUCAUAAUGUACGACGACGAGAUUGGAAUGCAUGGGAUCCAACAUUAAUAUCCGAAGGAAUAUUUGCUGCAGCGAACAUAUUUAGUUCAUUAAAACUUGUUUAUAUAUUCACAAUAAAUUCACAUUUAGGACCAUUACAAAUAUCUUUAGGACGUAUGGUAACUGAUAUAUUAAAAUUUAGUGUACUUAUAUUACUUGUUGCAUUUGCAUUUGCAUGUGGUCUUAAUCAAUUAUUUUGGUAUUAUGCACGAAUGAAAAAAACUGAAUGUGAACAAGAUACAACUCCUGAUGAAUAUUGUUUAAAAGAAAUUCAUAAACAUUUUUCGAAUCUUUUUGAAUCAUUACAAACAUUAUUUUGGGGUACAUUUGGUUUAAUUGAUUUACAAACUUUUAAUAUAUAUAAAAAACAUACAUUUACUAUGUUUAUUGGUUUACUUAUGUAUGGUGUUUAUUCAUCUAUAAUGAUUAUUGUUCUACUUAAUAUGCUUAUUGCUAUGAUGAGUAAUUCUUAUCAAUAUAUAGCUAAUUCAACUGAAACAGAAUGGAAAUUUGCACGUGCAAAACUUUGGAUAAGUUAUUUUGAAGAAGGUGGUACUUUACCACCACCAUUUAAUAUUGUUCCAAGUCCAAAAUCAAUUUAUUAUGGUUGUUCAUAUGUUUAUCGUCGAGCAUUUGGUUGUUCAAAAGCACAAUUAAGAAAUCGAUGGCAAAGUAUUAAGAAAUUACUUAGUAAAAUCAAUGAACGGGAAUUAAAAUAUCAAACUGUUAUACGUGAAUUAGUGAAACGAUAUAUAAUGAAACGUCAACAAAAAGAUCAAACUGAAGGUGUAACAGAAGAUGAUUUAAAUGAAAUCAAACAAGAUAUAUCCGCAUUUCGUUUUGAGUUAUUAGAAAUUUUAAGUACAAAUGGUUUAAAAGUUCAAUCAAUGAAGAAAAAUCCAGAUACAGGCAAAUUUGAACCUAUAGAGGAAACAAUAAGAUCUGCACGUGUUGGUCGUAAACGUGGUAAAAUGAAUCUAGAAAAAACAAUUAAUAAAAAUAUGUUCGAUGUAUCACAAUCAAUUCGUGAUACAAAUCCAUUACCAACAACUGAUCUACUUAAAAAUGAACAAUAUGAUGGAUCAUCACCACCAACAUCAUCGCUAUUAUCAAAUCCAAAACAAAAAUUAACAGCCCAAUUUAAACGUGCUAUUACAAUGAUUAAACAACGAAGUGAACCAACACAUGAAAAUCCUCUGGGACAAAAUCCAACAUCAUUAUUAGAUAAAACAACUCAUUCAUUAGAUCCAACUCUAUUAACGAGUCUGAUUGAAGAACCAAUUGCUGAGGAGCAACAUCUUUCACCGACAGAAACAUCACCAUCUCGAUCCCAAUCCUUUAUUCAUAUUGAAUCACCAAAAGUACAUUCAUUAUCAAAUUAUGAUCAAGAUAUAAAUACAAUGACAGGUGCAACUGUUAUUAAUAUCGAAUCAACUAUAUCAAUAAAAAAAGAAAAUGGAAAUUUUUUAGCUAAUCGUAGAAAACAAAGUAUACAACAAACUCAAUCAUCAACACCACAUACAUCAUCAUCACCAUCAUCAUCGGUAACAAUGAGUUCAACACCAUCAUCAUCAACAGCAACUACAGGAUAUCUUGGAUUGUUACGUAUGGGUCGUGCACCAAUGGCUUCUCCUGAUCCACUUUCCUUAACUUCGGACGAAAGUUGUCAGACUCCUGAUCUCGAACUCCUAUAA
Molecule: messenger RNA, 3591 nt
Organism: Adineta steineri
Lineage: Eukaryota; Metazoa; Rotifera; Eurotatoria; Adinetida; Adinetidae
Source: the annotation of a GenBank genome assembly